Molecule: messenger RNA, 2642 nt
Organism: Ahaetulla prasina
Lineage: Eukaryota; Metazoa; Chordata; Lepidosauria; Squamata; Colubridae
Gene: HEATR9
Product: HEAT repeat containing 9
Exons: 16
Coding region: 1-1515 (504 amino acids)
Source: RefSeq, a predicted model, not a curated record
AUGGGUGGGUCAAAGUUGAUACCAGAGGCACCCUAUAGCGCCAAACCACCUCCAAAGUUAUUAUGGAGUCCCAUGAUAGAGAGGCCAGAAGAUGAGGUGGCCAGAAAGGCUCAAAUCAAAACACCAAGGGACUCUUUCCACCAGAUUUGUCCUGAAACUUACCCAUGUAGUCCUUUCAAAUAUAGAACCAAACUCUAUUCGUUUGAUCCUGGUCUCAUCCCACCGAUCAUUGUAGAGCAACCUGAUCUGGCCAGCUUGAAGAAGCCAUGCCCAUAUCUAAAGAAAAUGCAAAGGGCAAAAUCCAAGACCAUAAAGAAAAAGUCUCAGUUUUUCCUCUCCAAGUUUAUCAAGUCAGCAGUUCUUAAAAAAAAAGAGAUUUACAUUUGGGAUGAAACGUUUAAACAAGAAAGGAUCAAGGUUCUCAUAAAGUCCUUGGCAUCUCCUGUGGAACUUGAACAACUCUAUGCCGCUCAGGCUCUUGGACAACUUGGAACUGGUGAUGAAUCUGUUAUAUCUGCACUUUAUAAUACCGUUCAAGAAUGUGACGAUACCCCUUUGCAGUAUGAGGCAGCUCGAUCUCUGGCUUUGCUUGGUUGCCUAGAGACUUGUGUAAUGAAAGUGCUAAUUCGACACCUGAAAGUGGCAAGCCUAAAUCGGAGAGAAGACACACUGGCUGCUUUGAAAGUUGCUUUACAAGCAUGGUCAAGAACACCCUCCUUUGAGUAUUAUUGCAUUGGGGCUCGGUCCAGUUUAAUUCGAAAUCUGAAACGCUUGGUGAAUUUGGAGGAACCCUUGGACAGCAUCACCUUCAAUGCAGCUCUUUGCUUAGGGUACCUGGACAAGUCCGAUCCAAUUGCCCAAGAGACAAUGUUCAUGUUUUUGACCCAUGUAGAGAGGAAGAAGAGGUUUCAGGCUUUGAUUAUGCUGGUAAAGCACAUGGGCGUAAUGAAUGCUAUCAUUAUCCGGAAAGUCUUAGACCAUUUGGAACGCUCCCCUGUGUACAAGCAUCGUGCUGAUGCCACAGACUUGUUGACCACCAUAGGCCUUGAAAUAAUCCAACAGGAGGGACUAGAGGAGGAUGUUUUUAUUGUGCUGCUCAAGAAAGUAUCUGAUGAGCCUUUUCUGAUAGUCAGGCAGAAAAUUGCUUUGGCCAUUGAAGAACUCAAAAUGAAAAUGCGAGUUUGGGAAAUAGUGGAGAGGCAGCUAAAGGAUGAGAAUGAUGUGAUCCGGAAGCAGGCGGUGAUUACCUUAGGUGUUCUUGGUAUCCGCCACACAAAUGUGUUCUCUGCCUUGUUGGAAAUGUUAGAACUGGACACCAGUGAAGCAGUUCGUAUCCAGGUUAUCAGAGCCUUUUCCACUCUGGGAAUUGAUAACGUAAAUGUGAGGAAGAGCCUUAAGAAGAAGAAACAAGGAGGAGGAAUUCUGGGCAGGGAAUCUAGCAAAGCCUUGGAGAUACUUGACCGACACUCAGAAAUUCAGAAAGAGUUGAUGGUCCACUCUUUUAUAAUCCAAUGAAAUGAUCUUUUUUGGCAUGCAGACCCAAGUGGUGGAUUAAAACAUUGCCUCUGGGUUUCCAGUGAGCAGAACAGACAAAAUGUAGGGUCUGUCUUUGACAGGUGGGUUCAGGGUACCAUUUGCAUUUGUGGGAGGUUCAGUAAAUGCCAAAUGUUCAGGCCAUCUGUUUGAGGUUCUCUCUGUGCAGCCAGUUUUCCUGCAGACUGUUGGCUCUGCAUUGCCAUGUGGUUAAUGUAAUUCCAAGUUACAUCUAUCUUGCUGCUGUCACCUCAAGCAAAUCACCAGGGUCAAUUCUGCUGAAACUGUUGCCCAGGCAGGAAAUGAAAUCUAACUAGGAAAGAGCCCUGAAGGUGCAUCAGCUCUACUUUUGACCAGAAACCCUUUUCAAAUUUUGUUCCAUAACACAAAAAAAAUCAGAAGAAAGCUUUUGCUUUGAACAAGAGAGAGUUUUGAAUUCCGGAGAAGCUGAAAUUCAGGUCAGCAGAUUAUUUGAUAUAGAUAAAAAUGCAUAGGAAGAAAGGCUGCAUUUAGGAAGACUGAGCUUCCAAUCCACACGAUGGCAAACAUCGCCUUUGUGUUUAAAUAUUUUUAUUUCUUGCAAAUUGGUACUAUUUCUGACCACUAAUUGCCCCAGCAAAUGCAGAACUACAUUUCCCCCCCUGGCUAUAGUGAGUUGUUGAGCCUGCUUUCUUUGACUAUUAGCAAAGGGCUAUCUUCCAUGAGAGGAAUUGUCAGAGUUUGUUGCAGCACACACAAUCGGACAAUUCAACAGGAUUCAAAAGUUCUUUAUAUACAUAAUAACACAUAUAAGGCAUGUAUACAAUACCCUUGUAGGUUUUUCCACGUUGUAGAGAAGGGAUAUAGCAAGUACAAACACAGCACAAAAUGCAGGCCAGCAAAAGGAGGCAAGCAAAUGGAAGUGGCAAAAUGGAGGAGGGAGAAGCUAGUGCCCUCAAGUUCAAACUGUCCCUUAUGGUCCCAUACAACAAAUACUAUGUUUCAGUUACCAAAUAGUCCCCCAUUGUCUGACCUGUUGCUAUGCCUAUUCCAGUUCAUGAGGAUGUAAAUAGGGAUAUUUACAUUGACAGGAAUGGUUACUGGCUGAAAGAAAAAGGGGAUCAUAACAU